Linum trigynum is the source of this 1512-nucleotide messenger RNA. Lineage: Eukaryota; Viridiplantae; Streptophyta; Magnoliopsida; Malpighiales; Linaceae. The record is from the annotation of a GenBank genome assembly.
CUAAACAAAAUGGAAACAACCCAUUUGGGGGAUAGUAGCUAAAGAUGCUUAUUUACUCGUUAGGUCACCAACUAGGUUAGCUCUAAUUUGGUUACCACUUAACUACCGCAUUUAAUACAUCUUCCCUCCAAUGCACAUUAUACCCUUUUUUGUCCUCCACUUACUUUCGGAUUAACAUUAUAGUACAUCGACUCUGUGAUAGUAGCUAAAGAUGCUUAUUCAAUCUCUAAGUCACCAACUAUGUUGGCUCCAAUACACUUAACUACUACUUAAAGUAUCGAUUAGACUGUGUGCAUCUGAAAUCACUUGUCAUCCUGCAAAUACCAAAUUACACACAAUUGCGCCAACUCAUAAUAUUGUGACAAGUUGCUAAUGUGUAUCCAUUUGGGCUUUUGGGCUUGCAGAUUCUACAUUGACGACGUCCCAAUUCGAGAAAUAAUCCGAAACGACGAAAUGGGCUCGGAGUACCCAUCGAAGCCCAUGUCACUCUACGCCACCAUCUGGGACGCUUCCACUUGGGCCACCUCCGGCGGCCGGUUCAAGGCCGACUACAAGUACGCCCCCUUCGUCGCCGAAUUCAAGGACCUCGCCCUCGACGGCUGCCCGCUCGAAGCCGUCCAGCAGGUCGCGUCGGCGGCGGAGGAAUUGGACUGCUCCGACAGCCACGCCCGGCUCGCCGCCGCCGAUUACUCCACCAUUUCCCGAAAGCAGCGAUACGCCAUGCGGAGGUUCCGGCAGCGGUACCUCUACUACUCCUACUGCUACGACACGCUGCGGUACCCGAUCCCGCCGCCGGAGUGCGUGAUCGACCCGAUGGAGAAGGAGAGGUUUAAGGACACCGGGAGGCUGAAAUUCGGCGGCAGCCACCGGAGCCCUAAACGGCGGUCCAAGAGAAGGAGCCGGGCUCGGGUUGUCCCGGUUAUUGUUGAGGACCCGGAUAUGUGAUUUUUCCCGUUUUUGUGAAGUUUGUUUUAUUCCGGGGGUUGAUUUAUCUAUAUGAUUAGUUUAUAAUUAGUAAUUAAUUACCAUUGCCCACCUGUAAAUUGAAAGCUCCAUCUCUGUCUCUCCCCCUCAGUCUCUUGUAAUAUAUCUGUUUCUUCAUUUCCCUCUUGAGUUUUGGUAUAUGCAAUAAAGGAAGCAAUUGGUUCUUCAUCUUACAACCCUAGAUUUCGUAGAUGGCAAUUUCGACUUAAUCCAUUCUAUUUGAUAUGGAUUCGAUGAGAGACGAGUAUGAAUAUAGAGAUACUCUAUUGCGAUUCUUAAUUGAGUGGAUGGUUAGGUGUAAUGUAAUGAUCUUCCAUAAUUAUAUGUCAUGACUCUUUGGGAGUUGAGCACUAAUCUAGAAAGUAAUUACUUCCAAUCUGAUCAUCAUUAUGAUUAAUACCCAUUAACCCAACCUACUACAAUCCAUAAUCAAAAUGAGUGAAUGAACACACAAAGAAGAAGGACAAACAUAUAUCACAUGUGAUGAGUUCACAUGAUAAUGUGGUGGAAUAACUUUUGUGAUGAUUU